Penicillium malachiteum is the source of this 402-nucleotide messenger RNA. RefSeq lists its product as uncharacterized. The transcript has a single exon. NCBI's taxonomy places the organism in Eukaryota, Fungi, Ascomycota, Eurotiomycetes, Eurotiales, Aspergillaceae. The record is from RefSeq and is a predicted model, not a curated record. Bases 1 to 402 code for a protein of 133 amino acids.
AUGGCAGAAGCUAUUGGUGUUGCUUCUGCUGUCAUCACGUUUCUUGAGGUAGCGACUAAGUUCGUCACUUUCAUCCAAGAAGUCAGGGACUCUGGCAACCAGGUGCCGCGGUCUAUCGGGAAUAUCACUGCUCAGCUACCACUUCUGAGAGAAAUAGUUGAGCAUACACACCAGAGCGAGUUAUCGUCGAGCAAGGAUCAAACAUUUACCAGAGCCACAGCUGGUUGUACCCGUCAGAUUGAGCUGCUUGAAAAGACAGUUGCUUCGAUAACCCCCUCUCAGGGUGACUCCUCCCUCGAAAAGGCAAAAAAAAGCCUUGGGUCGCGUUCGCCGGGAAAAGGAAAUUGCUCAAGCUCAAAGAUUACUGGAAUCAUACAAGACCUUGCUUUCCCUAAAGCUUGA